Cornus florida is the source of this 1875-nucleotide messenger RNA. RefSeq names its product UPF0481 protein At3g47200-like. The transcript has 2 exons. Lineage: Eukaryota; Viridiplantae; Streptophyta; Magnoliopsida; Cornales; Cornaceae. The record is from RefSeq and is a predicted model, not a curated record. The coding region runs from base 349 to 1680 and encodes 443 amino acids.
GUUAAAAACGAGAAGAUAUUAGGUGAGCCAGAGCAUGCUAUAUUCUUGGUAUGUCGGGCCGAUGAAAGUUCACUAAAUAGUAAAAUGGAUCCCAACACUUAAAAAAAAAAAAAAAAAAAAAAAAAAAAAAAAAAAAGGAAAAAAAAAAAAAAGGGUUCUAAACUGCUUUCAUAAAUUGAUUUGUUAUAUUUUCAUCUGUAGGACUCACUCUCUACCCAAUUGUUAAAAACAGGUGUGUAAUGGAGUUGUUCAUACUUUAAAUUCAGGAAUUGAGCAAACGCUUGGAAACCAGUCAAAUGCCUGAGCUCAUAAACAAUCCCAAAGUCAUUCAUCUCAAGCAAAAGAUUUAUGGGAGCACGACUGUAUAAAGAAUUCCUUUCUUGCGAAGACCAUUCCAGGAUGCAGAAGGCAACGAAAGACACGAUCAGCUUUCAUGAAUAUAGAAAAAGAACAGAGAAGCACUUGUCGGAACAAGAAGAACUUCAACCAGAUGAAUGUUGGGAAAGAUCCAUUAAAGAUACCCUUCGUGUACUGAAGGACAGGCCAUGCAACUUCGCUAUCUAUAGGGUUCCAAGCAGACUACGAAAAAUCAAUGAAGAUGUCUAUAAUCCGCGCAUCGUCUCAAUCGGACCAUUUCACCAUGGCAGAGAAGAUCUGCUGAAAAUGGAAGAGCACAAGUGGCGUUACAUGCUUUCCCUUCUUGGACGGACACGAGAUCAGGUAAAGACAUUGCAGGAGUUUACCAAAGGUAUUAUAAAAUUGCGGGAUGGUGUUCCUGGAUGCUAUGCAGAUGACCUCAACAUGAACCGGAAUAAACUGAUGGAUAUUUUGCUAGUGGAUGGCUGCUUCAUACUCGAGCUUUUUAUUAGGUACUCCGAUGCAAAUUUUAGGCAAAACGGCGGAGAUGAAACAACCAAUGGUGCUUGGAUGAUUCCGACCAUAAGACAUGAUUUGGCAUUGCUUGAAAACCAGAUCCCCUUCUCAGUUCUAGACCUCUUAUUUAGCAUCCUCGAGUCAUCAAAUGGUGAACGCUUUCCAUACACGCUUAACCAGUAUGUUCUACUUUUCUUCCACUCUGCUUCACUAGAACAGACAGUUCCAAUGAAUCCGAGAGCAAGAGAAGCCAGGCAUGUACUCGAAAUGUUGCAUAUCUAUUACCUUCCGUCAUCUUCAAAGACCGACGACCUUAAAGAAGAUCACACUUGGGGAUUCAAGCAUUGUGCAACAAAUCUCUUAAAGUCUGGAAUUGAGAUUGAAAAGGCCACAGGAUGUGGUGGUUUAUUGGAAAUAAAAUUCGAAAAAGGAGUGAUUCAGUUCCCAACAUUGUCCAUUGACGAAACAAUGGAGACGAUCUUUUGGAAUCUCGUUGCUUUUGAGCAAUGCCGCGUCGGUGGUACGCAUCACAUUACUUCAUAUCUCAUGCUUAUAAAAGGUCUCAUAGCUUCCUCAAAAGACAUAGAGUUGCUUCAGAAGAAGAAAAUAAUAAAAAUAUCCGACAGGAGUAGAGGUGAAGAUGUUUUAACUUUCUUCAAUAGUAUCUGCAGGGAAGUUGUUCUGAAAGAUUUCUAUUUUGCUAAGAUAUGUGAGGAUGUGAAUCAUUACACUCAGUCCUGGUGGCAUUUCCACAGAAUUAAAGCUCACUUGGGUGUACCAUGGUGCAAUUGCGUUGUCGGUCGCUAAAUUGAAAAAUGAAUAUUUCCCAAAUCCAAGGAGUUUCAGAUCACCCCGCUGCAUGCCAUCUUUGUCCUAGUAAUUCUCAUUGCCUGCAGACGGACAUCUUGGAUCUUAGGAUAAUCUUGCUUGCUCUUGUAAUUUUGGUUUCUUUUCAGUUGUAAUGAAUAAUAAGUAAUUGGCUGUUCCAGUACUUUCUUCUCA